Molecule: messenger RNA, 1998 nt
Organism: Tachyglossus aculeatus (Australian echidna)
Lineage: Eukaryota; Metazoa; Chordata; Mammalia; Monotremata; Tachyglossidae
Gene: OXNAD1
Product: oxidoreductase NAD binding domain containing 1
Exons: 8
Coding region: 280-1047 (255 amino acids)
Cellular component (GO): mitochondrion
Molecular function (GO): oxidoreductase activity
Source: RefSeq, a predicted model, not a curated record
CUGGGAGCUUCCGCACGGUGACACGCACCAUGAAAUCCGGAAGGAAAACCGAUCACAUGGAGAGAACGGCAAAUGUCGUUCGACAGGAGAUCCUAGGGCACCAUUUAAUAGAGCCUUGAAAGUUUCAAAAACUCGAUGAGAAAACUUGCCAGCCAAUGCCAGAAGCUAUUCAUUUGCCUACUGCUUUUGACCAGAAAGCAAAAGUGGAUUUGGAAGGAAUAAUGUUCUCUACUCCCUCCAAAGCAGCCAGGACGUAAGGGCUUGGGGAAGGAAGGAAGGAUGGAUGGAGAGGUCGUUUCUCCAGCCAGAAUAUGUGGGACUUCCAACGAGUCCACCAAAGUUAAAAGGCUCCAGUUGCUUGUGGCCAAUAAGGAUUUUACUUUUAAACCUGGCCAGUGGGUCGAUUUCUUUAUUCCUGGAGUCUCCAAAGUUGGUGGGUUCUCAAUUUGUUCAAGCCCCAGCUUGCUGGAACAAGAAAGGAUAAUAGAAUUGGCCGUGAAAUAUACUGACCAUCCUCCCGCUCUGUGGGUUCACACCCAGUGUACCCUUGACUCUGAAGUGGCUUUGAGAGUGGGCGGAGAGUUCUUCUUUGAUCCUCAACCGGCGGACUCCCCCGUAAACCUCGUAUUGAUAGCUGGGGGUGUAGGGGUGAACCCUCUGCUUUCCAUACUGCUACAUGUAGCUGAUCUCCAUAGACACCGAGAGUGCAAAGGAAGCGGGUAUGAGAUGGGGUCGGCAAAGCUGUACUACAGUGCAAAAGACGCGGAUGAGCUGCUAUUUAAGAAAAAUAUCCUCAAUUUGACAAAUGAGUUUCCUGGGAAGAUUGCAUGCAGUCUCCAUGUCACACAGCAGUCUGCCCAAAUUAGUGAAGACCUCCAGCCGUACAUCACCCGGGGAAGGAUAUCUGCAAAGGAAGUAGGCAAGCACGUGGCUGAAGACACUAGGUUUUACAUCUGUGGCCCCCCACCGAUGAUAGAGCAUUUCUCCAAGCAACUAGAAAACCAUCAUGUUCCCAAGGAGCACAUUCAUUUUGAGAAAUGGUGGUAGCGGCAGCAGGUUCAAAGAAGAAAAGGAUUGAAGUUGACUCCGGACAGCCCUCAAUCCGCAUUAUCUCUGGUAAGAAGGCUGGCGAUUACCGUUCGAGUCUUCUUGAACAGCACUGAACUAAGUGAUGGGUUGAUGGAUGAGAAACCUAUUCCUGAAUGGUUUGGAUGAUGACAAGUAUUAGCUCAGACUUUAUGCAAUUUCAUGAUUUUUCUAAUGCCCGCGAGACUUUCUUCAUUCAUAAUUCCUCACGUAUAGGGCACCUGGGUGGGUCAUUAUAGAUAACCUGCUUGGGGGCAUGUGCGGAGAGCCACUCGUGUUGAAAGUUCUGAACUCUCGGGUUUUUGUGUGUGAAAUGCAGACCGUAAGUAAGUUAUACCUGAUAGCCAGCCAGUAGAAUUUAUGUGAAAUAAAAUGACAUUUUAACCUGACGUCUUUUUAACAGUGUGGUAGAGGUUGAUUUUACACUUCAAUCCUUUCAGGCCUACUGCUCCUUCAGUGUCUGGGGGAUUAACUUUAGUUAUGAUCUUGUGCUAAUGAGCCAGGCAACGUCAGCUUCGGAAAGGGGAAAUUAUUAGGCGAAAAUGUUGGCAGUUCAGCAAUUGGCACACUUUAUUUCUCAGAAAUAAACCUCCCCCUAAUCUCUACGGCCGGAGUAGCCAUGCCGACCACAGCGGGACGUGGCUUUUUGUGGUGACAGGUAGCUCCUGCUCCCACGGUCCACGACUCUCCUGCAGCCGCCCAUCAUAUUGCUCCUCCAGAUGUGACCAGUGCCUGGCUGGCAGGCCAGUUCUCGCUGAAUCCGCGAGCCAUUUUGCCCUCAGUCGUCAGCCAAGGCUGUGAUCUGAUGGGCGGGUGGCUGCUGCUUGCCCCCGCCCAAUCGCCCCAUUCCCCGCCCUGCCAGUUGGCAGCUGUGUGACUUUGGGCAAGUCACUUAACUUCUCUGUGCCGCAG